GCCGCCGCGAGCCCGCGACACUAGUAACGGUCUACACCACUAGAAUGACUGAAGAAUUGAAUUCCAGCAAAUUCAAGCUUUUGUUUUAGCCAAGAUUUGAGAUUCGAUUUGAAGUGUGGAAGUCCUUACAAUUUGCCAAUCCUAUAUUUGAUCUCUGCUGUGCUGCGUUAAAUCCCUAAACUUCACAGCGCGGCGCCGGCCCAGCCACGCCGGAAGAAGUCGCCGCGUGAGGUCAGUGUCCCCGUUGCUGCCGCCUCUAACCCGAAGCCUAGGCCGCUGCCGGUGCAUAACAAGGAGAAUCAGGCGGAGGGGAAAGUAGCAGAGGAGGGGGCAGCAACUGAGGAGGGGGAGAAGUACCGGGCGGAACCGGAAAUCUUGCCGCUGCCGCCGGCCAUGGCGAAGCUGGGCCCGGGGCAGGGGCUCGGGUGCGAGGCGGCGGAGGGGUCGCUCGUGCCCAGCCGGAAGCGGGAGUACAAGCCCUGCGGCAAGCACACUGAGGGGAAGCGCCCGCUAUAUGCUAUCGGGUUCAACUUCAUGGACGCGCGCUACUACGACGUCUUCGCCACCGUCGGCGGCAACCGCGUGACAACUUACCGCUGCCUUGAGAAUGGUAGUUUCGCUCUUCUACAAGCUUACGUUGAUGAGGAUAAGGAUGAGUCGUUCUAUACUCUAAGCUGGGCUCGUGACCAUGUUGAUGGCUCACCACUGCUGGUGGCAGCAGGAAGCAAUGGGAUCAUUCGGGUCAUCAAUUGUGCUACAGAAAAGUUAGCUAAGAGCUUUGUUGGCCAUGGCGACUCAAUAAAUGAGAUAAGAACUCAACCGUUGAAGCCUUCGCUCAUCAUUUCUGCAAGCAAGGAUGAAUCUGUUAGGCUAUGGAAUGUCCAUACAGGGAUCUGUAUCUUGAUAUUUGCUGGAGCUGGAGGUCAUCGCAAUGAAGUAUUGAGUGUUGACUUCCAUCCUAGUGAUAUUGAACGUUUUGCAAGUUGUGGCAUGGACAACACUGUGAAAAUCUGGUCAAUGAAAGAAUUUUGGCUAUAUGUUGACAAAUCAUAUUCAUGGACUGACCUUCCAUCAAAGUUUCCAACAAAAUAUGUCCAGUUUCCAGUCUUGAUUGCUGCAGUACACUCUAACUAUGUUGAUUGUACAAGAUGGCUUGGUGACUUCAUCCUAUCAAAGAGUGUUGACAAUGAAAUUGUGCUUUGGGAACCGAAGACAAAAGAACAGAGUCCUGGGGAGGGAAGCAUCGAUAUCCUUCAGAAGUAUCCUGUCCCAGAAUGUGACAUUUGGUUUAUCAAAUUUUCAUGUGAUUUUCACUUCAAUCAGUUGGCGAUAGGCAACCGUGAAGGCAAAAUCUACGUGUGGGAAGUACAGUCCAGCCCUCCUGUCCUCAUUGCUCGGCUGUAUAAUCAGCAGUGUAAAUCGCCGAUAAGACAAACUGCAGUGUCCUUCGAUGGAAGCACAAUCCUUGGAGCUGGUGAAGACGGCACCAUCUGGCGGUGGGAUGAAGUGGACCAUCCGAGCUCCAGAAACUGAAGAAGUGUUGCCGCUCAAUGCUGGACUGAUGGUUACGCUCGGUUGGGGUUGCGAUGGUUGAAUCCGUUGGUGGAAAGUGCCACCUGGUGUUUUUUCUAGUCAAAAUGGUUGGUGUUAACAGAAUAUUGAAUGCUUCGAAUGUUGAAAGUUGGGA
Molecule: messenger RNA, 1687 nt
Organism: Zea mays
Lineage: Eukaryota; Viridiplantae; Streptophyta; Magnoliopsida; Poales; Poaceae
Product: fertilization independent endosperm 2
Exons: 13
Coding region: 394-1533 (379 amino acids)
Molecular function (GO): protein binding
Source: RefSeq, marked provisional